GAUAUAAUUGUAGCUAGCCAGAAUUGUUUCACACACUUGAAGCCAUUUCUCAUCAAUGGCUACUCUAGCUGUGCUAGUUCUAUGCUCAAUUCUAAUCUCAAUCAUGGCUUCUGCACAAUCUCACACAUACAUUGUCCACAUGGAUUCUUCAGCCAUGCCCAAAGCCUUCUUUGAUCACCACAAAUGGUAUUUGGCAACCCUUUCAUCUCUAUCAGACGGUGUCAACGCUGAGGCAACUACCAGUACUACCACAAAGCUCAUUUAUACCUAUACUAAUGCAAUUCAAGGCUUCAGUGCAACUCUCACACUUUCUGAGCUUGAAUCCCUCAAAAGCUCCCUUGGCUUCAUUUCAUAUAUUCGUGAUCGCCCCCUUAAACUUCUCACCACCCGCUCUUCUCGGUUCCUUGGUCUAACACCCUUGUUUGGCGCUUGGCCUGCUUCGAAUUAUGGUGAGAAUGUCACAAUUGGUGUAAUUGACACCGGAGUUUGGCCCGAGAGUGAGAGCUUCAAUGAUGAAGGAAUGACUCAAAUCCCCUCUAGAUGGAAAGGAAAAUGUGAAUCCGGCACCCAAUUUAGCUCUUCCUUGUGCAACAAGAAACUCAUUGGGGCCCGGUUUUACUAUAAAGGCUUUAUUGCAGAGAAUCCAGACUUAAAUAUAUCAAUGAAGUCAGCCCGCGAUACAAAUGGACAUGGAACACACACUUCCUCUAUUGCUGCUGGCAAUUAUGUAAAGGGCGCAUCCUAUUUUGGCUAUGCUACUGGCACAGCUGUAGGCGUGGCACCAAGAGCUCGAAUAGCAAUGUACAAAGUGGGUUGGUAUGGGGAGAUAUCCGGAUCUGAUGUUAUUGCUGCCGUAGACCAAUCAAUUCAAGAUGGGGUGGACAUAUUAUCUCUUUCCUUGGGUUAUAGCUUGGAUGAAUAUUUGUAUCAUGACAUAAUUGCAAUAGCGACUUUUGCAGCCAUGAAUAAGGGAAUUUUUGUUGCAGUUGCAGCCGGAAAUGAUGGCCCUGGCUAUGGUACCUUAGUCAAUGGAGCACCAUGGGCAGUGAUAGUUGGUGCAGGAACUAUCGAUCGCCAGCUCGGAGGAAUUUUAACCUUGGGAAAUGGUAUGAAAAUCACUUUCCCAUCCUUGUAUCCAAGGAACUUCUCUAGAGAUACUCAGUUGCCACUUGUUUUUAAUGGCUGUCAAAGUGUGAUGGAACUGAAGAAACUCAAAGGCAAGAUUGUUGUUUGCAAAGACAACAUGAGCAUAGAUGUUCAAGUUGAGAAUGCAAAGUCUGCAAAGGUUUCAGGAGUUGUUUUCAUAUCCAAUGCUACCUUGUCAGAUUAUGAUACCAUAAACAUAUUUCCAGCGGCAGUUAUUGGUGACCAAGAUGGCAAACUGGUAGUAGACUAUAUUAAGCAAAGUAGUAAUCCUAAAGCAAUUUUGGAAUUCAGGAAAACAGUCAUUGGUACAAAACCUGCACCAAGGGUUGACGAUUACAGUUCCAGAGGGCCAUUUCCAAGCUGCCCAACAAUUCUGAAGCCAGACAUUUUAGCCCCUGGAUCAUUAAUCUUGGCAUCAUGGUCCCCAACUAGUUCAGUAUCUGAAGAUCAGUCAAGCCCUUUGUUUAGUAACUUCAAUCUUGACACAGGGACUUCAAUGUCAGCGCCUCAUGUGGCCGGUGUGGCUGCGCUUAUCAAAUCUGUGCAUCCUGAUUGGAGCCCUGCGGCUAUUAGAUCAGCUCUUAUGACCACGGCGAAUCCAUUAGACAACACUCACAGCCCUAUCAAAGACACUUACGGAAACCUCAUUGCAAGCCCUUUAGCCAUUGGAGCAGGACACAUCAAUCCCAACAAGGCUCUUGAUCCAGGACUAGUCUAUGAUGCAGCAGCAGAUGACUACAUAAAGCUUCUAUGUGCAAUGAAAUUCACAGCAAAGCAGAUACAAAUUAUCACAGGGUCCAUUUAUAAAUGUGCCAAUAGGUUCAACAUUGAUAUUAAUUACCCGUCUUUCAUUGCUUACUUUAACAGUAACGGGUCAAAUUCGGAUGCAAAAGUUGUGCAAGAGUUCAAGAGGACACUAACAAAUGUGGGAGAGGAACAGUCCAGUUACAUUGUGAAUCUUACAGCCUUGGCUGGUUUGAAAUUGAAGGUGGAGCCACAGAGGUUGGUGUUCACAAAGAAGUAUGAGAAGCUAAGGUACAAGCUGACUAUGGUAGGUCCAAAAUUGUUGAAAGAAGAUUUGGUUCAGGGCUCACUUAGUUGGAUUGAUGAUGGUGGAAAAUAUGUAGUGAGAAGUCCAAUAGUGGCCACAAACAUAGUGCCAGAUUCUCUGAUAAGGGAUUAACUAGCUGUUGGUAAGCAUAAAUUAUGAUAUAUAUCUGUAAGUGUUGUUAGAAGGUUGUACAUGGGAACCGGAAAAGAAGAUCAAAUAUGAUCAAAAUAAAAGGUUUGGUGCUCCGUCCUGUUAUUCUUAACGUCCUAGCUAGUUGCUAUCAUCUCACGCUUGAUUUUGAGCUAAUUCCUGGUUUAAAGUCAAAAUCCACUUGUAUUUAUUCUCAUCAUACUCAUCCCAUA
Rosa chinensis is the source of this 2559-nucleotide messenger RNA. RefSeq names its product subtilisin-like protease SBT1.9. Gene Ontology annotation, molecular function: serine-type endopeptidase activity. Gene Ontology annotation, biological process: proteolysis. The record is from RefSeq and is a predicted model, not a curated record. The coding region runs from base 56 to 2329 and encodes 757 amino acids. The transcript has a single exon. Lineage: Eukaryota; Viridiplantae; Streptophyta; Magnoliopsida; Rosales; Rosaceae.